This is a messenger RNA of Coccomyxa subellipsoidea C-169, 795 nucleotides long. Its product is annotated as thioredoxin-like protein. The annotation marks the transcript as partial. Gene Ontology annotation, biological process: cellular response to stress; cell redox homeostasis; response to oxidative stress. Gene Ontology annotation, cellular component: cytosol. Gene Ontology annotation, molecular function: thioredoxin peroxidase activity. Lineage: Eukaryota; Viridiplantae; Chlorophyta; Trebouxiophyceae; Coccomyxaceae. The transcript is spliced from 7 exons. The record is from RefSeq and is a predicted model, not a curated record.
CCAUUGUGCUGUAUUGCAGCUGUCAUUGAUGGCGACAUCUCCUCGGUGUCUCUGAGCGACUACAAAGGCCGGUGGCUCAUUCUUUUCUGGUAUCCCAAGGACUUCACUUUCGUGUGCCCAACGGAGAUCAUUGCAUUCAGCGAUCGCGCAGAAGAGUUCAAGGAUCUCAACUGCGACCUGAUUGCUGCAUCAACAGACACAGAGGAGGUCCACCUGGCUUGGAUCAAGACACCUCGCAAUAAGGGAGGCCUUGGGCACAUGAAGAUUCCUAUACUGGCAGACACCAAGAAGGCAUGCUUCCUACUAUAUGGUGUGCUCAAGGAGGAUGCAGGCGUGGCGCUGCGUGGGCUGUUCAUCAUCAACCCCAAGCAGAACAUAGAGCAGAUCACCAUGAACAACAUGGGCAUCGGUCGCAACGUGGACGAGGCCAAGCGCCUCCUGCAGGCCUGCCAGUUCGUUGCAGAGCAUGGCGAGGUGUGCCCCGCUGACUGGCAGCCGGGCGGCAAGAGCAUCAAGCCCAGUGCAGAGGGCAGCAUGGACUAUUUCCAGGAGGCCGGCAAGGACACCAGCCACGAGGAGGACUUUGGCACCGCCCUGAAGCCCGUCAAGUCUCGCCAGGAGUUUGAGGAGCUGAUCCAGGGCGACAAGCCCGUGGUUCUGGACUUCUAUGCACCCUGGUGCGCCCUCUACCACGCUUGCUUCAGGGUCCCAGUGUUGUCCAUUUUCAAAUGCAUUUGUGAGGUCUUAAUAAAAGGGUGCCCAGGCAGUAUGAUAAUCAAAUCACAAAGGCGCUGA